Molecule: messenger RNA, 5258 nt
Organism: Conger conger (European conger)
Lineage: Eukaryota; Metazoa; Chordata; Actinopteri; Anguilliformes; Congridae
Gene: zcchc14
Product: zinc finger, CCHC domain containing 14
Exons: 13
Coding region: 922-3897 (991 amino acids)
Molecular function (GO): nucleic acid binding; zinc ion binding; protein binding
Source: RefSeq, a predicted model, not a curated record
CCACACAGCUGUUUUGCUCGAUUUCAAAGCAAGGGUAUGAUAAGCCUAAAGGGAACAUUAUAUUCUAUCUACUAUUGUAUAUUUCUGGAUAGAAACAGCGACGAGUCCUGUAUACGUUUUAAAACGAAGGUAGGAAUUCCAGCGUAUGAAUAACACUCUGUGAUUGAAGCACAAUCCUUCUCUUUUUUGGUAUUCAAACUACGAGCUCGAGUCGCUGGAGUUUGUAUAUGAUCUUGUUUAUUGGCCGACGCUCCCUAAUAAUUUUAACGCGUGUCAUGCUGGUGGUUACAACUGGAAAAAGGGACUUUUAACAGCGAGCGGCGAUCAAGAAAAUGGCACGAAUGGUGGAUGGAGAAACGUGGACGUGGAGCGUGCUUUUUCCAGACACUUCGAGAUGGUCAUUUACAUUUUAAUGUAUUUUCCGGUGGACAUAAUACAAAGGUCUUCCAUAACCUACUGAAGCGGAGAGCCGGGGGACGGACGAAAGACGGAUGUUUGACCGUGCUACGCCAUGCAGAGCAGCACAGUAAACACAGACACGCGCUUUGUCUGCGGAGUGCUUUUAUGUACAGUGAAAUUUAAUCAAUACUUUAUUUAACACUUCAUUUUUUGGUUAAUACAAAUUGGGGUAUAAUUCGCAUUUGAUAUUGUUGCGGAAGACGGGUCUUGCUUUUUAACGUUAAUUAGUUGAGAAAGGAAGAAGAGUUUUACAAAGUUACGUUUACAAAGUCCACUUCACUAGCCUAUAGGCUGCCUGGUGUAAAACUGGAAUUACGCUACUUUUCUUUGUUGCAAAUGCACGUUUGUUUAAUCGACUUUGCUUUAUUGAUAGUCGAGAAAUGGAAAAUAGACUCAUAACAAAUGGAAAAUAAUUGCUAAUCUUCCAUUUUAAUAAAACUGGCAAUAGGACCUGCGGUGAAAAUGGUGGAGAAGAGGUGUACGGUUCAAAGGGAAGGGGUGUACCGUUGGUUCUCCCAACUAAACUCCGCGCAGCGGGCAGAGUUCCUCUGCGGGCUGCUGGAUCUCUGCGUGCCUAUAGAACUGCGCUUUCUCGGCUCCUGUCUGGAGGACCUGGCGCGGAAGGACUACCACUCCCUGAGGGAUGCGGAGAUCAAAGCCAACAACCCGGCUGACCUGGCGAACCUGACCAACAUCACGGACGAGGUGGUGCGGAGCAAGCUGCUCAUCUCACUCGCGCUGCUCAACUCGGACAACCGAGAGGCCGCCGGAGUCCUCUUCAGGACGCUAACGCACAUCGACUCCAUCAUCAACAACUAUGGGCUGCAGCUCAACGACGGCCAGACGGGAGAUCAGUUCCUGCUCCUCUUCACCAUGGCGUCCAACCACCCGGCGUUCAGCUUCCACCAGAAACAGGUGCUCCGACAGGGGCUGGUGCAGAUCCAGGGGAUCCUGCAGACGACGUGCGGCGAGCAUCACUCCGGCGUCAGUAGCGGUGCGCUUGCCACCUUAACCUCCGCCAACACCGUCACCACCUACAUCACCGCCGCCACCCUCAACUCUUGUUACGCCGGAUGUACCAGCUGCCACACGGUGACACCCCAGGAGGAUGGGGCAGGUCGAGGAGAUGAGGGGAGUGGCAUCGACGCCUUUGCCCCAUUGCCAGCACAUUCCUGCCAGGAACUGCCCCUCAAGGUGCAUGCUGGGAACUCCAGCAAAGUUAACAUCGAGAGGAUAGACUUGAAGGGAUUUGUACCGAAGAGUGACAAACCCAGCGAGUACUCCUUUGAGGUGCUGUGGUCAGACUCCGGCACUUCCUCCGUGACGAGGUCCGCCCAGGAAGUGACCGAGUUCCUCUCUAAGAUCUCCCAGCUCGUCCCAGACGACAGCCUGGAGAAGCUCCUGCCCCCGUCCACCGGCCCGGACUCUGCCCUCGAACCCGACCCCAGGUGCUUGACGACACUGCCGCCUCACCUUCUGAAACGUGACCAAAUCAGACAGUUCUUCAGUGUUGCCCCGGUAACCAUGCCCCCUCCCAGUGCCAAUCUUGCCUGUUCGUUGCAGUACAGAGGAGCCAACAGCCUACCCAGGCCCAUCUGUGGAGUGGCCAGCAUCCAGCCCGUCAUCAGCGGCCACUGCUCUCUCCAGCCCUACCCCGCCACGGCCCUCCUGCCCCCGGGGGCCGCGCCCGUCCUGCCUCUCGGCGGAGGGGUGAUGUGCGAGGGCGCGCCCUCCCAAACGUCGGGCCGGAGCCCCGCCCCUCAGCCACAGGCCGGCCCCGAGCAGAGCGGGAUCCUGGAUUGGCUGCGCAAACUCCGCCUCCACAAGUACUACCCAGUGUUUAAGCAGCUGACUAUGGAGAAGUUCCUUGCGCUGACAGAAGAAGACCUGAAUAAGUAUGACCUCACCCAGGGGGCCAAGAAGAAGCUGAAGACCCAGCUGGAGCUGCAGAACCGUGAGAAGAAAUACGUGGUGUCACACUUCCCCGUGUCCUGCAGUGGGGUUGCCCGGGUUAUGCCUUCCAGUCACAUCAGUCCUGUGACACCCAUCCACAGCAGCACAGAGCUGCGUGUAGAGGUGGAGACCGGCCCCCACUUGUUCCCACGGGACAGCAGCUCUUCUUCAGGGUACUGCAGCUCUCCCACCAGCCCCAUGACCCCCCUGUCCCGGGACGACGGUUUCGACAGAGCCAGAGACCCCCACAGAAGGCUGGAGUCCAGUUCAGAUGCGGGUGAAAAGGACCGCUCAUGCGUUCUCCUGAACCACACCGUGCCGACCGGGCCCUGCCGGCCCACUGCCCAGGUUCUGCCGGUGCAGAACGACCCCUCGCCCUACCACCUGCCCCAGCUCUCCGCCACCCGCAUCCUCAGCUCCCCCCGAAAGCCCCGGCCCCCGCCCCCUCCCCCGCCCACCCCCGUCCUGUCCCCUCUCUGUCCCCCCUCGGACGAGCGGGUCAAGCCUCUGAGGCUGGAGGGCCGUUUCCCUGGCCUGAGCAUGGAGGUGGCCCCGCCCCUGCAGGACGGCUCCGGCCCCACCCACCAGGGGCCCCUGGCCAUGCUGCUGUCCCCCCCGGGGCCGACGGUGGAGACCAGCGUGGCCCUCACCGCCACCUCCAACACCCUGCACCACGUCACGCACCCCCCUCUACAGCUGCAGCUGUCCCCCUCAAUCCCGCCCGACCACGCCCACCGCUACGCCCACCCCAGGCCAGGCGCCUUUCCCCCGUCCGUCAGCGGCGUCCCCAUGGCGACAGUCAGCAGCGUGCCCAUGGCGACGGUCUGCAGCAUCUCGGCCACGUCGGCCGGCGGCGGCAGCAUCCCCAUGGCGACGGUGCCCGGCAACACCUACUGCGCCAGCGGCGGGACGGCGGUCUCCGGGCUGAACCCGGCCCCUCCCACAUCCAGCCCCGGCCCCGCCCCGGGGGCGGACGCCGCGUCCGUCUGCGUCUGCAGCUCCUGCGGCUGCAGUGGGAACUGCGGGUCCUACAGCGCCCUGCCCGCCGGCUACGCCGGGUACUUCCAGCACCCCUUCUCCGGCCCGCCCGUCUUCACGCUCGGGCCCCUCCUGCACCUCAGCCCCCUGCUGGCCCCCGGCCCCCACCACCCCCAGCAGCACAGCGGCUCGGCCGCGCCCUUCUCCUACCCCCUGGUGGCCCCCCCGCUCUACAGCGGCGGCCUGCCCCAGGAGACGCAGCCCAGCUUCGUCCUGCCCCCCAUGCAGGGCUUCCUCGGGGGCGGCGCCGGCGUGUACCAGCCCCAGGGCAUGCUGGGAAACGGCGGCGUGGGGCACAAGAAGGCGGGGAACAUGUCCUGCUACAACUGCGGAGUGAGCGGUCACCGGGCGCAGGACUGCAAGCAGCCGCCCAUGGACUCUGCACAGCAAGGAACCUUUCGGCUGAAGUACGCACCCCCAUCGGAUGGUCAGGAUUCGGGGGACUAGACAGUGUUCUGCUCACGCCCCCCUCUACACGGCACCAGAUUGUGUCUCAUCCUUCGCUGCUGUGAGGAAGGGGUCCCCGUUCACAAGGGUGUUGGAUCAAAUCUGAGAAACUCAAAAAAGUGGACCUCACAAAUAGAUGCUGAGCGAGGGAUAUACCUACAGAGGUGUAUGUGUGCUUGUGUAUCAGUUAUGGCAUUUGUACCAGUGUGUGUGUGUGUGUGUGUGUGUAUUAUGGCUUCCCUCUCCUCGCCCAGUGUGGUGACCUUUGAACCCCCUCAGGAAAUCUCUCGAUGUCCAGAACGCCAAGGAGAGUUAAAGCAAUCGGACAAACAAAAUGGCCGCUCGGUGUGUGUACUCCAGCGAAGCAGCCAACCGCACCUGGUCUUUACCCCAGAGUGAGGGAAACCACACUGCCGCACAGCGGGGAGACUGUCCAGGUGAACACGGCACAUGCACUCCUUCGGACAGACAACGGCAAUCUGCACCUGCAAGCAUUGUCCAGCUACAUCCCAAAGACUUCCGACUGAUCUGGAAACAGUGGGCUUCCUGGCGCCCCUUCGAGUCACACUACAGUUGUCUUUUGUACAACACUUUUCUAUAAUAACAAACUUCCCUUCCUGCAGGCGUACUGCAGAGAACGGAUCUUUUUUCCUCCAGAUGGUGGGCUGUCUCGAAAUGGUGGAGCCGAACGCGAGCUUUAAUGGGUGCUCCCUGAAGUGAGCGAGGCUUACGCAGAUGCACAGUGUGAGAAGAGGGAUGAACGCGGAAACCAACGCGGCCUGAUCCAAAAUGGCACCCGCGCUCGUAUGCUGCCAGUACUCCAGAUUGGAAUAUCUUCCUAUAUGUUUCAUAGUUUUUUUUAUAUAAAACUUGAGACAUUUUAAUCUUGUUAAAAAUGUGAAACGACCUGGAACCUCUAUUUCAUGAGGGAACAGAUGCCAGAGUUUCAUAAUUGCUAUGAUUGAAGACUGUAUGAUGUCUUUUGUUUGCCUUUUUUAUGGUGGAGUUACCCCUCCCCGCCUUGUUUUGUUUUAUGUCUGGGGGCAUCUUGUCUUUACUCUCUGAAGUCUGCGACUUGUGUAAUAAUCUCAAAUGGAGUGAAAUCUCACCAAGUGAGGAUGAGGUGUGGAAAAGGGUAAGGAAAACGAGCAGAAGAAAGGGUUCUCCAAGUCUGGUGUUGGGCCAGGGGUUUAAAGGAAACCAUACCCUCUUUACUCGCCUCAAACUACUGUAGAUAACUAAAUGAGCUGAACCAUAGAUCACAAAACUGGUGCUGAUGUUGGUGAGCCUUUGGUCUUCCUCCUGGUUUUGUUCCAAACAGGGUGAUUGUGUGCAAGUCUGUCUCCCACCAAUGGGCCACA